CAAGAAAAAACCAAAGGGUUGAAAGAAGAGAGAGAGAGCCAAUAAUUUUUUCCAUCAAUUUUCCUCUCCAUUUCUCUAGCUUUUCUUUUUUCCUUUGAAUCCAAAUCAAAGGAAAACAGAAAAUAUCAACAUCCCUUUUCCUCUAUUCCUCCAAUUCUUUAUAACAACAAUAAAAGAUGGGUUGUGGGGAAUCAAAGCACGCAGUUGCAACAGAAAAUGCCACCGUUCCAAAGAACAAGAGAUCAUUGAGUUCUAAAUCCAAUGGAGAAACUCAAAUUUCUCAAGAAAGUGUCAAGAAAAAUACAGAAAAUGGAGAAUCUGGGGUUGCAGAAACGGCGAAAACAAGUGAUGAGAAAGUAGAGGUUAAAGCCAAGGUGGAUGAGGCAACUGCACCCAAAGUGGUGGCUGUAGAAAAAGAAAAAGCUAAAGAAAAGUCUGAGAAGAAAGAAAUGGUGGGAACAACAGAGGAGGUUUUUGCUGAAAAGAAGGAAGAAAAAGUUGUGGAAUCUCAACCUGGAGAGAAGAAGAAUUCAAAUGAUGAAACAACUCCAGCUGUUGCUGCUGUAGAUAAGACAGAAUCAGUUGAAGAGAUUAAUGUGCAAGACAAAGCUGAGGAGACCAUUAAGCCAAUCGAAGAAGAGAAAAAGAAGGAAGAAGUUACCGCUGUUACUGAGGCCACAGAUGCUGCUAAAUCAGAAAGUGCCAAGGAUGCUGAUAAACCAGAAAGUGCCAAGGAUGUUGAUAAAAUAGAAACUGUCAAGGAUGCUAAUAAGCCAGAGACAGAGGAAAAGCCAAAUGAGAAGAAAGCAACUGAGACAUCAACAACAACAGAUUUGAAAACAGAUUAAACUGCAGGCAUGGACACAGGGAAGAGGGCUAUUUAUUAGUUUAAUCCUUGCUUUUUUAAAGCUUGUUAUAAUUUCCAGCUUUAAGUAAACAUAUUUGUUCGAUCUGUACUCGGAUGGCUGCUAUACUACUCUGUUCUGCCUAUUAUAUCCCAUUUCAUCAAAAUCUACUUCUCUUUGGUAUUGUGAUGGGAAUAAAUUAUUGUCAAAACUUGUGAGUUGUGACUGCCUAUAGUUUAUCAUUCAAUAAUUUUUCAGUCUUAAAUAUGAAUAUGGUUUUGUUCC
Molecule: messenger RNA, 1130 nt
Organism: Capsicum annuum
Lineage: Eukaryota; Viridiplantae; Streptophyta; Magnoliopsida; Solanales; Solanaceae
Product: nucleolar protein 58
Exons: 3
Coding region: 177-848 (223 amino acids)
Source: RefSeq, a predicted model, not a curated record